GAGGGGGCGGCGAGCGCGAGCGCCAGCGCCUGAGUCACCGCCCGCCCGCCCGCAGCCGCCAUGUCGGGGCCCGGCGCCCGCUCCACACACGGACACGGUCACAGCCUCAGCCCCAGCCCGCGGCCCGCACUCAACGGUCCUGGUCCAAAUCGAUUGAUGAACCAAAAUUAUUCUGUUCCAACUGAACAAGGGUAUAAUGUGGUUCCACCAGCACCACAUGUGCAUCAAUUGCCAGCGAAGAACUUUCCGCAGGUCCCUAUUGAACAAUACAGCUAUGAGUACCCACAAAGUUUUCAACCUAUUGGGAAUUUUCAGAGUGUUGGACAGACUGUCAACAGGCCUCCAGUAAAUGCUAACUUGUUACAGAAGGUGAACUCUUCUGGAGUACAGAGUGCUUCUUUGGCUGCACAUUCGGGAUCUUACUCAAGAAUGCCACUGCCAUCUCAAGGUUCCUUUGCGCCUCCACCUUCGGAGAAAGUUCCUGCAAGAGCCCCAAUCCUUCCACAGUCCGACUGGCAGUUUGGUCACCCGCAACAAUCCCAUCCUGUCCGACAGCCCCCGGCAGGAAUGCAGAUAAAUCACGUGGUCCCGACUGAAGGAAUUGGCCAGGGGCACGGGCCUUCAAUGCCCAUCUCCACCACCUAUGGAAUGAGUUGUCCAAAGCCAGCAAUGGGCAAUCAAUAUGGCAAUAUGGCUGGAAGACCUACCGCUACGCAGAAUUAUGCAAACCAAGGAUCAGUUCAUCCACCGGUCAGCCAACCACCACACCAGAUGUAUCAACAAGUCAGGACACCCCUGGGUCCCCCUCCAAGUGGAGGUCCUCCUUUGAUCAGACCGUCUCAACCUAUGGUGAACACUAAUCAUGAUGCACCGCCAACGCAGAACAUUUCCAGGGACUCUGAAGGAUUCGUUUCUGGAUCAUCUGGCGAUCAAUCAGAAUCUCAUGACAACUAUGAUUCUUUGGAAGGAGGUGGUAAAAUUAUGCAGCCACUUCAACAAGGUAUUCAGGCCAGAGGAACACUCGGCCACCCUUAUCCCUCCUUGCCACCAGGAUACCAAAACUUAGCUGGCCCUGGAAUUCCUGGCAGUCAGGUGCCAGAUGCAGCAGGUUCACAACAAUAUCCUCAGGGUCCGAAUUUUAAUCAAAUAAUGGCUGGCAUUGGCGGGCUGAGUCUGCAGCAGGACCACCAAUCAGAAGGAGUAUGUCCUCUGAAUCUCCUGCAAGAAAGAAAUAUUCUGCCUACAACACCAGUGAAAGCCCCUCUACCAAACCUGCACAGGGAUCUACAGAAACUGAACUGCAAUCCCGAAGUGUUCAGAUGCACAUUGACCAACAUCCCUCAAACUCAGUCUUUAUUGAGCAAAGCUAAGCUUCCUCUAGGAUUACAGCUACAUCCAUUCAGAGAUCUAUCGCAAUUGCCCGUGGUUACAUCGAGCACCAUUGUGAGAUGUCGUUCUUGCCGAACCUACAUAAAUCCUUUUGUUAACUUUCUGGACCAAAGAAGAUGGAAAUGUAACUUGUGCUAUCGAGUUAAUGAUGUUCCUGAAGAAUUCAUGUAUAACCCUGUGACGCGAUCAUAUGGAGAGCCACAUAAACGACCUGAAGUUCAAAGUGCAACCAUAGAGUUUAUUGCUCCUUCAGAGUACAUGCUGCGACCACCACAACCUGCAGUAUACCUUUACAUCUUGGACGUGUCCCAUAAUGCGAUAGAGUCUGGAUAUUUAAAUACUGUCUGCCAAUUAUUGUUGGAUAAUUUGGACACAUUACCUGGUGAUUCUCGUACAAGGAUAGGUUUUAUUACAUUUGAUAGCACCAUUCAUUUCUACAAUCUGCAAGAAGGCCUGUCACAGCCUCAAAUGAUGGUGGUCUCUGAUAUAGAAGAUGUCUUUAUACCAACACCAGACAACUUGUUGGUGAAUCUGAAUGAAAGUAAAGAGUUGAUCCAAGACUUGUUAAGAAACUUGCCACAAAUGUUUACCAAUACAUUGGAGACUCAAAGUGCCCUGGGUCCUGCGCUGCAGGCUGCGUACAAGUUGAUGUCCCCAACAGGCGGCCGGGCCUCAGUCUUCCAAACACAGUUACCAUCAUUAGGUGUAGGGGCACUAAAGUCAAGGGAAGACCCCAAUCAAAGGUCUAACAUAAAGGAUGUCCAGCACCUUUCUCCAGCGAUUGAUUUCUACAAGAAACUUGCCCUGGAUUGUUCAGGGCAACAGAUUGCAGUAGACCUCUUUAUGUUGAAUGGCCAAUAUACGGACUUGGCCUCUCUGGCUUGUAUUUCAAAGUUCUCGGCUGGUUGCAUUUACUAUUACCCAUCCUAUCAUCACAAACACAAUCUUGUCCAGGUGGAGAAAUUUCAAAAGGACUUAAAGCGCUACUUGAUUAGAAAGAUCGGCUUUGAAGCAGUCAUGAGGAUACGCUGCACAAAAGGCCUUGCUAUUCAUACUUUCCAUGGAAACUUCUUUGUGCGUUCUACAGACUUGCUAUCCCUGCCCAACAUAAAUCCUGAUGCUGGGUUUGCAGUACAGAUGUCAAUAGAGGAGAAUCUGGUGGAUGUUCAGCUUGUCUCAUUUCAAGCUGCCCUUUUGUAUACUUCAAGUAAAGGUGAGCGUCGGAUUCGGGUUCAUACCUUGUGUCUGCCAGUUGUGAGUUCACUAGCGGAUGUGUACGCAGGAGCUGAUGUUCAGUCUGUUACCUGCCUGCUCGCCAGCAUGGCUGUUGACCGAUCUAUUUCAUCGAGUUUGAGUGAUGCCCGAGAUGCUUUGGUCAAUGCUGUGAUAGAUUCACUCUCCACUUUCCGCACUGCAGUUUUAAGCCAGCAGCAGCAACAGCAGCCCGGUGUGAUUGCCCCCUUGUCACUGCGACUGUUUCCUCUCUAUGUGCUAGCUCUACUGAAACAGAAAGCUUUCAGAACUGGAACCAGUACAAGGCUGGAUGACCGUGUGUUUGCCAUGUGUGAACUGAAAUACCAGCCUGUGUCUUACCUCAUCCUCAUGAUUCAUCCAAGUCUGUACAGGAUUGAUAAUCUGUCAGAUGAGGGAUCCAUUAACAUCAAUGACAAAACUAUACCUCAGCCACCAAUUCUUCAACUAUCGGUAGAGAAGCUAAAUAGGGAUGGCGCCUUCUUAAUGGAUGCUGGCUGUGCUUUCUUUCUUUGGAUUGGAAAAAAUUGUUGCUCGCAGUUUGUGACCCAAGUGCUGGGUGUUUCUAAUUGUGCUUCAAUACCGCAAAGCAUGGCACAGCUUCCCGAACUGGACACCGUUGAAUCUGAACGAACUAGAGCCUUCCUUUCUUGGCUGCGGGAUCAAAGGCCCUUUUACCCUGUACUCCAAGUGAUUAAGGACGAGACUCCCAAUAGGAAUAGCUUCCUACAGAAUAUGGUUGAAGAUAGAACAGAAUCAGCAUUGUCUUAUUAUGAGUUCCUGCUUCAUGUACAGCAACAAGUGAAUAAGUGAUCUACAGAAGAAAUGCAUGCUUCAAUUGUGUGGAGAUGGCUCUUGUUGGUACAAGGGGUACCAGUAUUUAUAUAUGCUUAAUAAAAUAAUUAUUGGUAUCCUUGUAAGUCACAUUCUAGCUUUCAUUGAGGCAGUCUACAUUUUCUGCACAGUGUGGAACCAUUUAAUAGAUUGGAUCACAAAAAUAUAAAUCGAACUAAGCCAUUUUCUGUUAAUAGCAUUUUGAAGAUUUACCUAGUAAAACCUAGCUGCAUACAGUUGUGAAAACCUAGGUUCUGUUCAUGAUUUGGGUUUCUACUGUUGGGAGUGUGGAGCUGUUUUUUCUUUAAAUGCCACACAGAUGUAGUAGCAUGGUUUAAAUAUUCUCUUUGUAAAAGCUGUGGAAACUAGAGGAAAGCAUCACAAUGUAGAGUAUGAUGUAAAUUUCUGAUUUCAAUUUAAGCAAUGGUCGAAUGUCUGUUCCUCCUCUCCCCUCACCCCCCCCCCCCUCCCCCUCCCCCAAAGACGAGGCACAAUAUUACAGGAGAUGCUUGUAAAGAAUUCAAAAGUGUAACAAUGGAAUUUUAUCACUUAAUUGUACAUGUACUCUUGUCAACUUGGCACGUGAGAGAUCAGGCAGACUUAAAGUCAUUGUUUGUAAUCAUAUAUGCUGAUAAAGCAGUUUUUAGACUCUGGGCUUAACUUUAACAUUUGCUUCUCCUGUCUGAUUAUAUCUGGUCUUGAAACCGCUAGAUAUGAUUACAUUCAGUGUAACAUUAUCCUAAAUUUGGUAUAUUUUUCUAGUUUCUCCUGCUUUUUUACUAGGAAAAUACAGAUUUAUGCAAAAGUGACUUAUUUAUGUAAUUCACCAGCAUAUGGUAAAGUGUGAUUUAUAUUGAUGUUGCUGUAUUGCUAAUAUUAUCACAUCUUUGUGCUUGGAGUAUCAUGUGCAUCACCUUUUUAAAUUUGUCUUGAUACUUAAGUUUGAAUGAUUCUAAUGCUAAAGGGCAGAGAUUGUAAUCUUACCUGCCAUGUCUGAUAUUUCUACUUGAAUAGAACAAACACUUUUGAAAUCAUUGGAACGUGUGUAUUUUGCAGACAGGAUUUUUAUUACAGAGUUGUUUAAAUUAGUGAACAAAAAUUAAUGCUGCAAAAACCUCCUGUGACAGUAUCUGGGACCACAAAUAUCAAUUUGAAAGUCCAUACACUAUGAAAUGUAAUCUGUAAAUAGUAAAUUGCAUUUUGUAAAGUAGUGUAUAAAAUUGUAACAAAUUAAAUCCUAAUUCUCUAAA
This is a messenger RNA of Amblyraja radiata (thorny skate), 4724 nucleotides long. Its product is annotated as SEC24 homolog A, COPII component. NCBI's taxonomy places the organism in Eukaryota, Metazoa, Chordata, Chondrichthyes, Rajiformes, Rajidae. The transcript is spliced from 23 exons. Gene Ontology annotation, biological process: COPII-coated vesicle cargo loading; intracellular protein transport; endoplasmic reticulum to Golgi vesicle-mediated transport. The record is from RefSeq and is a predicted model, not a curated record. Gene Ontology annotation, cellular component: COPII vesicle coat; endoplasmic reticulum exit site. Gene Ontology annotation, molecular function: zinc ion binding; SNARE binding. Bases 61 to 3453 code for a protein of 1130 amino acids.